AAUCCAAAUCUAUUUAAACCCUAAACCCUAAUUUCCUCUUCCUCUCUCCAUAAACCCUCUUCUUCCUCUUCCUCUCAGUUUUGUGUGUUCUGACAAAAAAAAAAGAUGCCGAAAAAGAGUACAAAGAGCAAGAGCAAGAGGGUGCCCUUGAAGCAGAAGCACAAGGUCAUAAGAAAGGUGAAGGAGCACCACAAGAAGAAGGCAAAGGAAGCUAAGAAGCUGGGCCUUAACCGUAAGCCCAGAGCAGAGAAGGAUCCAGGCAUCCCCAACGACUGGCCUUUCAAGGAACAGGAGCUUAAAGCCUUGGAAGCUCGACGUGCUCGCGCUCUCGAGGAGAUUGAGCUGAAGAAAGUCGCCCGCAAAGAAAGGGCGAAAAAGAGGAAACUUGGUUUGGUUAUUGAUGAGGAUACCAAGACAGAAGAAGGGUAUGGAGAGGGGAAGAGUGGAGAUGACUCAACUAGACUUGUUAAUGUUCGAGAUAACUCUGAGAAUGCUUUCAAGAAGGAGCUUAAGAAUGUCAUUGAAUUGUCUGACGUCAUUCUCGAGGUUCUUGAUGCACGUGACCCCCUUGGCACGCGUUGCACCGCCAUGGAGGGGAUGGUGGGGGAAGCUGGUCCCAGUAAGCACCGUGUGUUGGUUCUGAACAAGAUUGAUCUUGUUCCUAGAGAGGCUGCUGAGAAGUGGCUUAAGUACCUCAGGGAAGAAUCUCCAGCUGUUGCAUUCAAAUGUAGCACUCAGGAACAGAGAUCAAACUUGGGGUGGAAACCAUCAAAGGCGUCAUCGAAACCAAGCAGUGUUUUGCAGACGAGUGAUUGUCUUGGUGCAGACACUCUUAUCAAAUUGCUGAAGAACUACUCGAGAAGUCAUGAGUUGAAAAAAUCUAUUACGGUUGGUAUCAUUGGACUCCCUAAUGUAGGGAAGAGUAGUCUUAUCAACAGUUUGAAGAGAGCUCAUGUUGUCAACGUCGGUGCUACCCCUGGACUGACUAGGUCUCUCCAAGAGGUUCACUUGGACAAAAACGUGAAGCUGUUGGAUUGUCCUGGUGUUGUGUUGCUCAAAAAAUCUUCGGCGAAUGAUGCUUCUAUAGCUCUCCGGAAUUGUAAAAGAAUCGAGAAGUUGGAAGAUCCAGUUAGUCCAGUGAAGGAGAUUCUCAAGCUUUGUUCAACACAGAUGCUUGUGACUCUGUACAAGAUCCCAAGCUUCGAGGGGGUUGAUGAUUUUCUUUAUAAGGUUGCCACCGUGAGAGGCAAGCUUAAGAAGGGUGGUCUUGUGGAUACGGAAGCUGCUGCGAGGAUUGUGUUGCGUGAUUGGAAUGAAGGCAAGAUUCCAUUCUAUACAAUGCCGCCGAAGAGGGAGCAAGGCGAACACGCAGAGUCAAAGAUUGUGCCGGAGCUGGCUAAGGAGUUCAACAUCGAUGAGGUUUACAGUGGUGAAUCCUCUUUUAUUGGGAGUUUGAAGACUGUCAACGAGUUCAACCCUGUUGAGAUUCCUUCGAAUGCUCCUCUCAGUUUCGAUGAAACUAUGGUCGAGGAUGAGUCUAAGACUCAGACGGAAGAAGAAGAGGUUGGCGUUGAGAGUGAUGGUGAUGAGUCUAUGGGAGGGGAAGGGGAGGAGGAAGAAACAGGAAAGUCGAAAUCAGAGACAAGCAGGCAGAACAGGAAGCUAUACGCAGCGGAAAGCAUGCUGAACACAAAAAUGCAGAAAGCAGAGAAGAGUAAGAGGAAGAAGGCUAAGAAAGCAUCAUCAGGUGGUGAGGAGGAUUCCAUGGAAGGAGAUUAUGAUUUCAAAGUAGAUUACGCCAAGAACAAAGGUACAACAGACAUGGAUGAAGGAGAUGGAUUACAAAUUGAGGCGAAAGUACCAAUGGCUGAACUAGUUGAUUUACCUGAAGAAUGAUUGAACUCUUUGAAACAAACAACACUUUUAUUCUCUUUAUUAUUUGCGUUUAUGAUAAUUUAUUAUGGUCUAGUAAUCUACUUCUACUCCACCAAUUACGUUGAGUUAUCAAAAUUUCUAAAGAGCAUUGAGAUUUGAGCUGCAAA
This is a messenger RNA of Brassica napus (rape), 2042 nucleotides long. RefSeq names its product guanine nucleotide-binding protein-like NSN1. Gene Ontology annotation, cellular component: nucleolus. NCBI's taxonomy places the organism in Eukaryota, Viridiplantae, Streptophyta, Magnoliopsida, Brassicales, Brassicaceae. The transcript is spliced from 8 exons. Bases 106 to 1896 code for a protein of 596 amino acids. The record is from RefSeq and is a predicted model, not a curated record. Gene Ontology annotation, molecular function: GTP binding.